Messenger RNA from Ruditapes philippinarum (Manila clam), 2480 nucleotides. RefSeq lists its product as uncharacterized. The transcript has 7 exons. The record is from RefSeq and is a predicted model, not a curated record. The coding region runs from base 127 to 909 and encodes 260 amino acids. Lineage: Eukaryota; Metazoa; Mollusca; Bivalvia; Venerida; Veneridae.
CACGACCGCUAUGUAGUCAAGAACGUAUUUUAUUUCAUAAGACGUAAAAGUUAAAUAUAAAAGUUUUAUAAACUUUGUUUUUGUUUCAAGCCCGGACUUUUUUUUCAAAGUGGAACAACAGAAGUUAUGGGUGCCAAGAAAAGUACUUUGAACAGCAAUGCAAAGAAUCAACAAUGCAAUUAUACAGAGCUUCAUACUACAUUGCGUGAAAUGGGUGGAAUAUUAAGGACUUACGUUAAAGAAGACAGUGAGUUUGUUACAAACGAGAGUGUUAAAGUGAAAACAGAGGAUUUAUCAAGGCUUCUCAGGCUUUUUAUGGCAGUUUCUACUUUUUGCGAAUGUCAAGAUGAAAGUCGGCUACGAAUCAAAAGUCACACAGACUCCUUGCCACCACAUUAUAUUGCUAAAGCGGAACUAACAGUGAAAUCUCCUUUGAUAAAACCUAAAAAUAAAAAAGUAACUGGCUUCCUUUUUAUGAAGUGUAUUCAAAUUAUUUCACCAAUUCAAACCAACACGACCACAGAAGUUUCUCCAGCAGUCAAAAGAUUAUGCAACGACCUCAAAAAGCGGUACAAAUGUAUUCUUUGCGGUGACAUUGAAGUGACAUCCGAAAAGUUCCCGCUCGUUGUUCUGUGUCCAGUUUCUUCAAGACUAGAACCAGACAUUGACCAUGUUCUCAGUGUGGUAAAACGAAAGAUGCCGUUUGCUGUUCUACUGAUCCAUACAAGUUUAGAAAAUUCAUUACCUAUAAUACCAACGGCUUCGAAACUUACACACAAUGAAAAGUACAAGCAUGUUGAGUUUAUUGACAUAGCUUUCAACACAGACUUGAAAUUAUAUUCUUGUAAGAUGAACAAUACCGCAAAAUGUCAACUGAAAUCUUUUUUUACAAGUUUCUUUAAAAAAUAACCAUUCAUACUUAAAAGACAGAGUGAAACACAAAGAGUUAUUUUUGCAUUAUUUAUAUAACUCUUUUAUGCUAAGAUGAGGUAAUACUAUGGAAAGACUUACAACUCGCUAUGUCUCGGAUAUAAAUCUAUUGACAUUAAAAUUAAACAGAAAGGAAGUGACAUAAAACAUCAAACUAUCUUGUUUGUCAAAAUAUAUAAGUGUAGCUUCAAUUCAGAAUCAAUGCAUGUCAAAUAAGGUCAAGAACACCAAUAAGCCUGCGCGUCAAGGAAAUUGUGUAUCUUUUACAGUAAUGAAAUUUUGAUAAUGUGCUCAUUGUUUUGAACAUCAAUCCGUCUCUAAUAUCAGAUCACUAAAAUUUCGACCUGCAUACUUUUUAGUUUAUGUUUUUAUUUUACAUGCAUCUAUGAAAUUCUAAGCUCACAAUUUCUAAAAAUAGAAUUAAACUACGAUAUUUACUUACCUUAAUUAGAUUAUAUUUUGACACAUUCCAUAAUAAUACACGGAACAUUAAUCGUAAUCUAUUCCCUAAAUGAUACAAAAUAUCAACGUAGAAUAUUAACACAAAAAAGAUGCUGUCAAAGACAAGAAUAAAGAUCAACAAGGCAAAGGCAACGUUCAUAGGACGCAGCCCCCGACACACCAAAGUAGGGCACCCAGAAGGCACCAAACCAAAACCUUGAGUGGACAUAAGGGCGUUGAAAGGAGAGGGACAUGUAAUGUGUGAGUCAAUAUACACUCAAACGGGCCCAUAUGGGAAUUAAAGGGAUAAGGGCUGUAAGGAUGAAAAGGGGAGGGGGUUCAAAAUGGAUGGGGAUAUGGGAAAAUACCUACCGUAAACGACAAUCCAACAAGACAGACAUCACAAAACAUGUAAACAUUCAAAAACAAGUUACAACACAAACAUGAAAAACACGUGAAGGAACACAGAGGGGUGCCGUCUUGGAACGUUUAGUGGUAGUUAAACCACUGGGGACUUUAAACCGGUUUUAGGCGCGCCAAACCUCACUCUUAGCCCCAAUAUAUUCCUGAAUGACAUGAAAGUGUAAAUAAAAUUAAUCCCCGCCAAGUGAAAUUCUAACAAUGGUCAUGGUUGUAACAUUAUACGAAAUAAAUAAAACACAUAUAAAAUUAUGUAAAAUGUAGAAAAAGGUACAGCGUAAUUACCAUUACCAAAGAACUCGAUGCUUUAAGGGAAGGCAGAGCAACAAGAAAAUCACCUACUAGGGCCCGACGGCGCAAGACAGAAGGCAAACAUUAACUCAGUCCCAAAGGACUUUUGUGAAUGGCAUGUACAUGUAAAGCAAUCAGGUGUUCGGUAUAACUAAAUUAUUUGACGUUUACGAUUUCACAAACGUUUUGUCUAUAACGGAAUGCCUUUUAAUCAUUUUAAAAGAAAUCCAAUAUAUAUCUGUAAAAUACAGUAUCAUGCUGUAUUGUAAUAGACUGGAUGAUGAUAAUAAGCUUCUGUAAUGACGCAAAUUUCCGUUCUUUUCUUCUGUAAAAUUGCUGGAAAAAUAACAUAUGCAAAAAACUAUAAUAUGUCUUAUACUGAAUGAUAAAGUAUCAAU